Messenger RNA from Oryza sativa Japonica Group (Japanese rice), 7147 nucleotides. RefSeq lists its product as uncharacterized. Gene Ontology annotation, molecular function: double-stranded DNA binding; protein binding; histone methyltransferase activity. The record is from RefSeq and is a predicted model, not a curated record. NCBI's taxonomy places the organism in Eukaryota, Viridiplantae, Streptophyta, Magnoliopsida, Poales, Poaceae. Gene Ontology annotation, cellular component: nucleus.
UCCUCCCAUUCCACAUUUCCACCCCUCACGGCCCCACCCACUCUCUCGAUUCUCUCCUCGCCCAAAACCCCCCCAACUCCUCGCAGGCUCGCAGCCUCGCUCCCCCUCGCCGCGCUCUCGGCCUCGCCGCGUCGCCGCCGGUCUCUGGACGAGGAGGUGAGGGCGCGCGCGCGCCUCGGGACUACUUCGGCGCGGCUCUGUUCUCGUCGUUCGUGUUCUUCUGCUUCGGUUUCGUGGUGUUGGCGUGUGGAUGUGUGCGUAACGGCUAAUUUGGUUCGGGUUUUUGUGCUUGGUGGUGGUGGUGGGUGAUUUGCAGGGGCGGUGAAUCGGUGAUCGAUGAGCGGGCUGGAUCUCCGGGAGAUGUUAAGCAGCGCUGCGCGGCGGCAUACGUGGAGGAGAAGCGGAUGGGGGGCGGAGUGGGGCGGCGGCGACGACGCUCGCUCGGCCGCGCUUCCGGCUCGCUGUCCUCCUCCCCCUCCUCCUCGUCGUCCCGCGGCUGCGGGUGGGCGUGGCGACGAGGGGAGCGGUGGAGUGCGGGGGCGCGGGGAGGAGGGGACGAGUCGUGGUGGAAGCGGAGCGAGGCGCGAGGACGCGGCGGGGACCGGGAGGAAUGCGGUGGCCGUCGUCGCCGGUGGCUCGGCCACGUCCGGCGCGGAGCGGGUUGCUGCGCGAGCGGAGGACGGGCGGCGAUCGAUGGACGGGCCGACGCUGGAACUCUCCGAGAUGAUGCUCCACGCGGCGCAGCCAUGGAGAAGCCGAUGCACGCAGCGUGACGUUCGCCCGGGCGCGGUUCCUCCUCGUCCCGUCGCUGCGGAUGGGCGAGGCGAGGGCACCAGUACAGUGCGAGGGCGCGUGCUGGAGGGGACGACUCGUGGUGGAGGCAGAGGAGGUGGAAUGGAGCGUGAGCGCGAGGUGGUGGCGCCGGCGAGAAAUGCGGUGGCCGUCGCCGGUGAUUUGGCCACGCACGGCGGCGAGCGGGUUGCUGGCCCCUUGGUGGCGAAGGAGAAGAGAAAUGGCGGCGGUGAGUUGGGGACGAAGAGGGGGCUAGAGAAGCGGGCCCCGCUUCCGCCGCCCAAGCGCAGGGUGGUGUCCGCUAAGCGCCAGUUUCCACCAGAUUUCGGUAGGGACUCUGCUGUUCCACUCGGCCGCGGCCGGGGCCGUGGUGGUGGUGUUCGUCCGUCGGAUGGGGCGCCUGCCCGUGCUGUUCUGGGUGAGAAGGUGGCGUCUGCGGGUAAUGGUGAUUCAAUGGCGAAUGUGCAUCAUCAUGCUGUGAUGGACACGGUCUUGAUGAAAUCUUCACAUGCUUCGGAUGAGAAUCUGGUUGCUUUCAAAGUUGGUUCACCAGAGAAUGGUGCAGAAGGGGCAGCAAGGGGAAAGGGAGCACACAAUGGUGAAUUGCUGGGAAAGAGGGAAGUGUUGGCUCAAGCUGUGAAUUUGCUUCCCAUGAGGAGGACUGUAUCUGCGACGCACCGCUUCACUGCUGGGUGUGGGAGGGACGCUGCAGCUCCACUUGCUCGCAGAGAAGAGGGUAAGGUGGGUUCAGGUUUGGAAGUCAUGCCUGUUGAUGUUGGUGGGGGUGUGUCAAAGGAGGUGAUGGCUACGGAUGGCAGUAAACAUUCGGUUAACCAGUGUACGGCGAACAUUGUUGGAGCUGUCGGUGUUUUGGAUGGAACAGUACAGUACCAGGAAUUGGAGGAGGGUGAGGUGGCUGAUGAGGCAUACUGUGAUGUAGAGUCACAAAAAGUUGUUGGUUGUGAUUCUUUUGAUGAUUCUGCAGGUGAAAGACAUGAGGGUGUUGUUCCUGUAACGUUUGCUGUUACUGAAGUUUUGACAAGUCACGCUUAUGAUGAGAUGAUGCAAAUUAAGGCAUUGCAAGAAGGGGGCAGUGAUGCUGCGCAGGAAACUGAACAUGACUUGCCAAUGGGAGGCAAAUGUGAAACUAUCUUACCUGAUGCUUCUCCUAAAUGUUCGUUUGGUGGUCCUUCAAAUGAAAUUGUCCACGGCAAGAGAGUGUUGGGGAGUCAUGGCAUGAAAGGGGAAGUUCCCAGUCUUGCAAUUGAAGAUCAUGGUGGCAUUGCUCAAAUUGACCAAGAACUGGAGGACGUUGAGAUGACUACAGGGGAAUACCGUGUUCAGGAUGCUCAAAUUGCCACCCAUGUUAUCCCACACGAGUCUACAACUGGUAGACAUGAGGGGGGGCUUUGUGCAUCUGCAGCUGCUGAAGAUGUUAAGGUGAUGAACAAAUACAAAGGGACCUUACCCAAAGGUGCUGCUAAAUCAUCGAUGAAUAUUGCAACAGGAGUAUUUGGUGAUGGUAUCAUGAGAAGUAAGAUACUAUCAACAGCUAGAAAAGUAGUCAAGCCACCUGUCAGAGCAAGCCAUAAGCCUCCAUUGAACACUCUGCAUAGACCCUUCUCCACAAAUAGUGCUUCAUUUGGUCAUAAGAAGUUGAAGGUAAAACGUCCAGAUCAAAGUAAAGAUAUUCCUAUGAAGAUUGCCUCUACAUCUGGAUUGGCGGGCAAGGACAACCUUAUCGAUGAAAAGGCUUUGAGCUUGGAAGAUGAUGAUAUUUUGAAGGCACUAGUUGUUCAUGAUGGAAAGCUUGAGGUGUAUCUCAAUGUUCCCUCAUGCGUUCAGCUUCAUAGGCAACAUGGAAGUGGGAAUGCUGAUGAUAGGAGCAAAAUCAGGAUGUUGUGCAGGAGGUUUCAGUUUAUAUGCAGGGCUCUCUUACAUGCCGUCGAACAGGGUUCAUUGAAGAUUCGAAGAGUUGACCUUGCAGCUGAUAAAAUCAUCAGGAAAUUGCCAGGCUUUACCAAACCUGGACCUACUGUGGGAAAUGUUAAUGGAGUGGAAGUUGGUGACGAAUUUAUGUACAGAGUUGAGCUAGCCCUUGUUGGUCUCCAUCGCCCAUACCAGGGAGGAAUUGAUACCACCGAUUAUAAUGGAGUGCUUGUUGCAAUAAGCAUCGUUUGUUCUGGAGGUUAUCCUGAUGAAUUGUCAAGCUCAGGUGAACUAAUAUACACUGGUUCUGGAGGAAAGCCUGCUGGUAAGAAGAAAGAUGAGGAUCAAAAGCUAGAGAGGGGGAACCUUGCCUUGAAGAAUUGCAUCGAGACAAAGACACCUGUCCGAGUGAUUCAUGGAUUCAAAGGUCAAAAUAGAGAGGACAACAGUCAUUCAAGAGCUAAACAAAUCCUAACAUUUACUUAUGAUGGGUUGUACCUUGUGGUGGAUUGCUGGACAGAAGGACUAAAAGGUUCAAGGAUCUUCAAAUACAAAUUACAAAGGAUUCCUGGACAACCAGAACUUCCUCUGCACAUAGCUAAAGGGCUGAGAAGGUCUCUUUCACGUCCAGGCCUCUGCAUAGCUGAUAUAUCUCAAGGGAAAGAAAUGGAUCCCAUCUGUGUGAUCAAUGAUGUUAGUAAUGUCCAUCCAACAUCUUUUCAGUACAUCUCUAGAAUCAAGUACCCGUCAUGGCUUACAAAAAGACAUCCUCAGCAUCAUGGUUGCGAUUGCUCAGAUGGCUGCAUAGAUUCUACUAAGUGCUUUUGUGCUGUGAAGAAUGGAGGAAAAAUCCCAUUCAACUCCAAUGGUGCAAUUGUCCAUGAUAAACCCCUCAUUUUUGAGUGUGGUCCAUCCUGUAGGUGCCAUUCUUCAUGCCACAACAGGGUAAGUCAGAAGGGUAUGAAAAUCCACCUGGAAGUUUUCAGGACAGCCAAUAAAGGUUGGGGUGUAAGAUCCCUAAGGUCCAUCUCUUCUGGCAGCUUUAUAUGUGAGUAUGUUGGUAUCCUGUUGACUGACAAGGAAGCUGACAAGAGAACAAACGAUGAAUACUUGUUUGAUAUAAGCCAUAAUUGUGAUGAUGAGGAUUGCUCCAAGGGGAGGCCAUCAACUAUUUCUAGUCUAAACUCUUCUGGUGGUUGCUCUCAGACCAUGGAAGAUGUGUGCUUCACGAUAGAUGCGUCUGAGUACGGAAAUAUUGGAAGAUUUAUCAACCAUAGUUGCUCACCUAACCUCUAUGCACAAAAUGUGCUUUGGGAUCAUGAUGACCAAAGGGUGCCCCAUAUCAUGUUCUUUGCUGCAGAGAACAUUCCUCCACUCCAAGAGCUCACUUAUGACUAUAACUAUAAAAUAGGUGAAGUCCGCGACCUGAAUGGCAGAGUAAAAGUUAAAGAUUGCCAUUGUGGUUCUCCACAGUGCUGCGGCAGGCUCUAUUAGGGCAUGGUUGACUGAUAGUACUAGGUUUGGUAUUUCUUUGAACAAAAACCCUUUGUAAAGUUAGUGUUUUGCUUGUUGUCAUUUGAGAGCUUUGUAGAUACAUGGAUAACAUGGAGUGUUAGUGGUAAAAAGCAGUAAGGUUGGUGGUGGUUCUGUACAUCUGUUGUCCUACUACAGCGAAAUGCAGAUUCUUGCAUAGUACUGUGGUAAUAUAUAUCUUGCCCGUUUGCGACACUGUUGCUGAGUCCAGAAUAUAUGUGGAAUUGAAUAAAAUUGGCUUGGUGUUUGAACUAUCCCAAGAAUCUGGACAGGACUGCAGUUGAAAGCAGGUACACAAUCAAACUUCUGUUAUUUUACAUAACGAUCAUUUAUGUCAUUUGUGCUAACAAUGAGCUAGGACAAUCAGAAGAUGGACAAGAUGUGUGGUGUGCUUUUGAAACCUGGGAGGUAGUCUUUUGGUCUUUGGAUUCAUGUGUGAGGUUGGUUACUAGUAUAACAUUAUUGCCGUUGAUAUGAAUGUUCAAUGAAUCUGCUUGAUCUGCAAUAGCUAUUGUGCUAGCGAAGCAAUAUUUUGAACCAAUGUAUGACUAGAUGAAUCACCUUUAUCUCUGCUAGACGUUCAAUACCUAUCUUUGUUAUAAGAAUUUCCUAGUUGUAGUCUUGUUAUCUUGUAGAAGGUUUUUAAGUUGCAAUGAUUGACAAUUAAAUCUUUUACUAUAUGACUAACAGAACACUUAGCACAACUUAGGAGCUAGUCCCCUCCAGUAAAAAAGAAUGCCUAUGUAUGCUGUUUUGAAUUCUGAAUUUCACACUUGAUGUACCUAUAAUCAGUGAGAAAUCAGCAUAGCCAUAUGUAUACCACUAAAAGGAUCAUGAUAUUACAGUUUUGCUGAUGUGUGGCAAUUAAAUGAACAGCCAAAUAUGCAUUUUUUGAGACAUAAAAUUGUCAAAAUAAGUAUUGCAAUCAACCUACUGUGCAAAUUCUUUUUUCCCCAUUACAUUCUUACGCAUUUUUUUCCCCUGAUAAGGUGUUUUUAACUCUUUGUACACUGCAAACAGAUGGGAACACUUGAUUCUUUUCAGAACAUUGUAUGAUAGUGUGGUAAACUCGUAAUGAAAACCAUUGGCAACAAAUGGCAUUGAUAUUUUUUAUAUUUUUGUUAUAACUGAUGGACUUAUAGAGGGAGCUAAUUUUCUUUCUUGUAGAAUCUUUGGUCCUUUCCUUGUUACUGCAAGAUUAACUUGGUGCUUGUUUGAGUUCUUGUCAAGUUUGUGGCUAUGAUUGUAUAGCAAUACUGCUCGUCAACUUGCACUUCAAAAUAUAUUACUGUGGGUACUGGUCGCCUUGAUGUGAACUAUGCGAAUCACUAGGAAGAGCUUCUUUUAACUUUUAAUUCAGAAAAGAAAAUAAGCACAACACACAAUUUUCACUGAGUCAGAAUGGUUUGCACAUUCAACACAGGGACUAAAAGUAAUAACAUUUCCAUUUUGUUUUGUUUUGCUAAUUUGGUCAAAUCUGUUUUGAUUUAUGUCAAUUUCUUUGGUAGCUUAUGAUCUUGAUAUAACUUCAACUUAUUUCAUUCUCAUUUCAAUGCUUCCAUAGUAAGCCUAUUAUUGGACUAAGAAUACUUACAAAAGAAUAAAUUCUGCAGAGGUGGAUGCUGAUAGACAUUUUUUUUCAAAAGUAAGCGAUAUUUCCUCUGAAAAGAGAAACAUUGUUUAUAUCCUUCUGGGCAGAUUUCAAUAAAAAAAAGUAGGUUAAAUAAAGACCAAUAAACUAUAGAGUUAAUUUUGCAGUCAAACACUGAGUGUUUUUUUUAGAGAAGGGAAUUGAAGUUUCAAAGUAACUUGAAAGCGGGUAUGAUUUAUCUGGUUUCCUGAAAGUUUAUGAUGGAUUUGCUCGGUUUCUUACUUUAGAAAAACUUGGACAGCUUUUUUUGAUGGGGAAGUUUCUGGUUGCUGUGUGUUCAGUCAGUAUCUCAAUUUUCAGAUGAUCAUGAUAUGACUUGUGGAUACUGAAACCAGAUAGUUCUGAAUUGUUCCAACCAAUAAGGUGCUAUGGUAAGUGCCAUUCUCUUGAUUCCUUGUCUUGCCAGAUGAGGCUUCUUAACUGAAUAUCUGAUGGUGCUGCUUUUAUCUAUGCUGCUGAAUUAACUAGUCGCAGUUUUGAGCAGAUCUUCAGCACAUGGUUGGUGUUUAGCCAGGGAUAAUAAAGGCCAUGUGCUGCAACCUGUACCCUAGGUCGAGGAUCACUAGAAGUCGCAGCGAGUGCCGAGGUAGCAAAGAUGAACUACUCUUUGAAGUCUUGAUCAAUCGGUGGGCAUGAUUACUGGUUUUGGCGGCAAGAGAGUGAAGUUAUCAGUAAAAAUGUGGAUUCAGUUAGGAAGAAAUCGGCUGUCACAAAAUUCUCUGCAUGAUUUGAUUAGCUCCAACAUGACGCAGUGGGGUUGCUUACCUUGGACAGCUGGAUGCAUCAAGACCAGGUUUACAGUUCUAAUUCAUUUCCAACCGUUGUUAACCUCUGAGAUUCCUUACUGUUACUGACACGAUUAUCUCUCGAUGUGAUAUGAUUUCCUCGUUCUCACAGGCUAUGUGUUUUAGACCGAGUGGCUGAUCUGAGAGGCACUGGAUACUCAAAUCAGCAACCAAACAUCGGGUUUUUGGCAGCUAGGCAAAGGUUGAACGAACGAACUCCUCUUGAUCAGAUCGGUGGGCAUAGCCAUCAGAUUCAGCAAUCAGCACUAGCUUUUCACAACUGUCGCAGCUCAAAAGAUGAUUGGCAGAACUGCAUUACCGAAAGAUUACCUGCUGCUGGUAGUGGUUGGUGGUUUCUGCAAACCCAUAGUUUCAGGCUCUAGCUUUAUUUUUUUUCCCCUUCUCUCUUUAGACUGUGGCUUGACUCUGACGGAAGUAAAGGGAAAUAGUUGCAUCA